AAGGAAGUGCCAGACCACAGAGUUACAGGCACUCUCAAAGACACUAACGUCUUGAAAAAGCUUGUCCACCUGAGCAGUGACUUCUGUGGUGCCUUGAAAACAGGGACAGAUCACGACGGUUGUCUUGAGAGAGCAGGCUCUGACGGGAGCGAGACUGCCCAGGAUGUCCAGCUGCCUGCCAAAACUGACCACGGCGGUGCUGAGCCACAGGCUCAGGGCUCUGUUUAUCCUCACCAUUUCUUUUGUGUUCUUUGCCUCUGUCAUGUUCCACUGGAGAACUGGGGAGGACGCUGAGGGCCAGCUCUACAGCUUGCCUACACAAAGCAGGUGUGAACAGUUUUUGCCGCCUUCUCCCCACACCGUUGCUGGUGGGCCCCCUCAUUCCUCAGGGGAUGUGUUUUUUGUGGAGACCUCUGAGCGAACUAACCCAAGUUACCUGUUCACAUGCUCUGUGGAGUCAGCGGCCAGGACGCACCCUGGGACAAGGGUCAUGGUGCUCAUGAAAGGUUUGGCAAAUGGGAACGCCUCCUUACCCAACCACUGGGCAUUCUCAUUGCUGAGAUGCUUCCCCAAUGUGGAAAUCCGGCCCCUAGACUUACCAGAGCUUUUCUCAGGGACGCCUCUGGCAAAGUGGUACCUGCAGUCUGAGCACCAGAAGGAACGGUAUUUCUUACCUGUCCUGUCUGACGCCUGCAGAAUUACCAUCAUGUGGAAAUUUGGUGGCAUCUACCUGGACACAGACUUCAUUGUGCUUAAGAACUUAAAGAACCUCACCAAUGCCCUUGGUCUCCAGUCUCAGGAUGUACUGAACGGGGCCUUUCUGUCCUUUACACCCAAGCAUGAGUUCAUGGAGCUUUGCAUGCAGGACUUUGUGGAUAACUACAAUGGCUGGAUCUGGGGACAUCAGGGCCCACAGCUCUUAACGCGUGUCUUCAAGAAGUGGUGCUCCAUCAAGAAUAUCCAGAACAACAUGAGCUGCAAAGGGGUGCGUGCUCUUUCCCCAGAAGCCGUUUAUCCUAUUCGCUGGGAGGACUGGAAGAAGUUAUUUGAAACAAUCAGCUCCUCAGAGCUUCACAAGCUCCUUAAGAACACCUACGCGGUGCACGUGUGGAACAAACUGAGCCACGGGACAAGGCUAGAGAUCACAUCCCAGGCUUUGCUGGCUCAGCUGUAUUCUCAGUUCUGCCCUGCCACAUAUGCGAAGAUGAAGGAGGACUCUGAAGAGCAGUCAAGGCCUGCAAUGUGACCUGGGGGCCCUUGGCUGCAGGGAAGUUCCCCGACCUGAGGGAAACUGAGUGCAAUUCACCUUCCACAGACUUGAUUUCUGGCCUAGGAGCAGGUAUUCUGGCUGAUGGCUCAGUGAUUUUGUACCAUUUCCGAAAUCUGCCUCGGAUCCCACGUGCUUCAAAUGUACACCAGAACCUGCUUUUGGCCUCUCUUGUUGUCCUUCAGUAGCCCUUGAUGCUGCAGGGCAGGGUGAACUUGUUCAUCGGUGCCUAUCAGUUGCUCCUCUGUUGCUGUUCUCUCAAUUGCUCCUCCUGUGUAUCAGGCCCGAAAGGCCUCUCCUGUAGUUUCAGCAGCUGUAGAAACCCUUACCUUGCUCUCUGUAACGUUUCUAAGCGUGUAAAUAAGUGCCAGCCACUGCUAUAGGCCACGGUUUAUCGGCACUUAGGACCAAAUUCCCUGAGUGGUGAAGAUUCUUACAGCUGGCGAAGUUUUGGGAGGGACUGGGAGUAUCUGAAAAUUGCUUUAAGAAACAGAAAACAUUUUAAAUCCCUGCAUGGCUCAGUGUUUUUCUUGUUUUCCAAAGGUACUUUGUUUCAAAUGAUCUUUCCUACUGUUUUGCAUUCCACAGCGAUAGACCCACUUUUCUGCUCCCCUUCAGGAAAAGAAAUAGCCAAAAGCAGUUCUUUUACCAGCGUGGCAAAAUGCGACAGGUAUUGAGAACAAUACUCUCCUGCAGCAUCACCGCGUGGAAGUAGAAGUGUCCUUGUCUGCAACACACCUGAGUAACAUGUUCAAGAUAGCACUGCUGGUAAAACAGUUGGUAGGCUGCCAGUGAUUAGAGGGUAUUUCCUUGGGGUUUAUUUCCCUCUAGCUGUUAUAUGUGACAGUAAGAUAAUAAGCAACCCUUAGUAAUGCAACUCAAGUUUAACUUACACCAACCCUUUUUCCUCGCAUCCAGAGUCACGCAUUUUAUGACGAAAUCAUUCACUCUGGUAGGUACUUGUAUGUGAAUUCUGAGAAAUGAUCCUGUCGUCUUUGUCUGGAGUGUGGUUGUACACCUUUUCUUAAUCUUCUGUAUUUGCUUGAUAUGGAAGGGUUCUUGCAUAGAAGUAUUUCCAUCAAAGGCUAGGAUUAGCCUGGGAAAGACCACGCUGCGCAAAGAUGCAGCAUGCUCAGAUGUGCAGCUUGUCACGCGUUUCUUGUAACUCUCACUUCAGACUGGAUACCAGCAGCACUAUAGUGAAAUACCGACAUCUUUAUACGGUGAUUUGGCAUCGUUCUGAUGUGGAAAACUGUUCAGUCAGUAAUGGUAUGAUACCUUGAUGUAUGUCUGAAUUCCUUUUUCUCUGCCAUUACUCUGCACUUGCUGUUUCUUCACUGCAUAGAAAUCCCACUGCACUUUACCAGCUAUACAUGUGGGCAACUCCACUCCCAAAUGUGUUGCCAGCCUAGUAGGACUAACAUCAGCACAUGGAUGCAUCUCAGUGGUGAAUGUAAGCAGAACCAGCUGGUGGCUUUCUAGAUGCAGGGAUUUUUUUCUUCUUUUAACAACCACUUGUUUUUUCAACCUAAGAAGCCCCUCUCAGAAAUAUCCUUGUGUUUUAUUGUACAAUUGAUGGAACCCCGGAGGGCAUAACCAGUGGGAAUAUUUCUUGCUUAAAAGAUUCCCUUCAGAAGCAAGUGAAUAGAAAACACAUUGUGGCUAGGCUAAUCAUUUCAGCCAGGUGAGUUUCUUAAUUAAGUUCACAGCACAGCUGCAUCACCCAGCUCCCCUUCCCUGUACUAGACACAAAGCCUUCCCACUAGGUGCUGCUUCCAUCUGCUUCUUUCUUUCCUGCAUUCAGCAGCUCGCUGCCCAUGCUACUCCAUCACAGCAAGCUGUGCAGCUGACUGGUGGUAUUAGUAGGCAACACGAUAAACCCUCCACCAUCUUUACAUUGGUUUUUCAUCUACAGAGAAACACAAUGGAAGGAAACUUCUCCUUGGGCUGUAAAAGAAUCCAAGUAUAACCUCUGUAUGAGGUGGCUGUUAGAUUGAAGGGUCUGGCUGUGCAACUGGUGAUUCUUUUUUCAAGAGGGAAAAAUGAAAAAGCAGUGCUUCUGCUUGUGGUCAGCAAACCUGUGCCAGCUGGGCUGUAUGGGGAAUCAGGUUCAUAGGGGGAGGGAGUUGUAGAAGAUGCAGGGGCACAGGAAGCCAUGAGAGCAACUUGGAAGGUUUUUCUGAGGAGGAGGAGACCCGAGGGCCUCAGACUGGUGCUGUUUGUAGGAAGUGCCUGAGAAUAAAAAGCCCAAACUUGGGUUUCCCGUAUCCUUGCCUCUGGCACAGCCGGCUGCGGCCUUUUGGAUGCUUCCCAUGGCACGAUAGUGUCUGGUCACGACGGGAAGGACGAGGGAGGUAAGUCAGCACCGGCAUGGCAACCACAACCGACGAGGAAGCAGGAAAAAGGCAGGGUAGUCUCACCUGUUGGCUGGUGAGUUCCUGCAGCCUGCCUGGCCAUGGGAGGGCCACGGCCAGCCAGGGCUGUCAUGGAGAGGAGGAGCCGGGACAGGGGAUGGCAGUGGGGGGCGGCUGAGGUGCUGGUGGGGAGGGUCAGGACGUGCCAGCUGUCCGCUGGAGUUGCCUUCAGCUGGAGAGGUGCUGAGGCGGGCACCCACAUGGCAGCAGGGGCCCCGCUGCCAUCUUCCCCCAUAGAGGAUAGCAGUUUGCCAGUCCCUCCUUGAGCUCCUCCUCAGCUUUCUCUAAAUGGGGCAAAUUAGGGCAGGGCUGGGCUGGCGCUCACCCUCCCCUCCCCUCCCCGCUCCUGCUGCUAGAGCCACACAGGCCCCGCAGCCCCUGGGCAUGUGCCAGGGCAGUGCCCCACCACCAUGGCCGGGCUGGGGUCUGCCCCUGAGGUGGUGGCACCGCCAUGGCGUGACCUUCUGGAAGGCUCCAUGCGGCCAGGCGCUGCGUCCCCCCUUCUGGGCACUGCUGGGGGAAAAGAGCGGAUUUGGGGUGGGCUGUGCCUCAUUCCCCCUGCUUCUGGGCUGGGUAGGAAUAACUCGUCUCUGGGAGAAACAUCUUGUGCUCCUGUGGGCCUGUGUCCCUUCCCUCCUUCUGCCUCCCCAGCCCUUUGCUCUUGUGGCGUAGAGCAGUGUAGCUACAGCUGUGUCGGCAAGAGCUGUCCCAGCGUGUUCUGCUACCGUGGCCAAAUCCUGCCCCUUCUCUUAUGGAAAUUUAGGCAGUUUGCGGGGUCAGAGAUUAGAGGGUAUUUCCUUGGUGUUUUUUCUGGU
Messenger RNA from Chroicocephalus ridibundus (black-headed gull), 4496 nucleotides. Its product is annotated as lactosylceramide 4-alpha-galactosyltransferase-like. Gene Ontology annotation, biological process: glycosphingolipid biosynthetic process. Lineage: Eukaryota; Metazoa; Chordata; Aves; Charadriiformes; Laridae. Gene Ontology annotation, molecular function: galactosyltransferase activity. The transcript is spliced from 2 exons. Bases 164 to 1246 code for a protein of 360 amino acids. The record is from RefSeq and is a predicted model, not a curated record.